Salpingoeca rosetta is the source of this 1786-nucleotide messenger RNA. RefSeq lists its product as uncharacterized. The transcript has 3 exons. Bases 63 to 1694 code for a protein of 543 amino acids. NCBI's taxonomy places the organism in Eukaryota, Choanoflagellata, Craspedida, Salpingoecidae. The record is from RefSeq and is a predicted model, not a curated record.
CACCCCACACUCGCCCCCCCCCCCCACACUCCUCACACCACCAUCCCCAGCCAGCCAGCAGCAUGGGAAACAGCGGAUCGAAGAAGAAGAAGGGAAGGAGUGAGCACGGCUCACCGUCGAGAACUGGCCGCCGCGCCACCGUUUCCAAAGGCAUUUCCUUCGAUGACGACAAUAGCAAUGACAACAACAACGGUGCAAUGGAUGCGGCAAGAAGCAGCAGCAACAGCUGGCAUGGAAGGCGGCAGUCCAGCACACAGCGGUCCCAGAACCAACACCAGAGGUCGGCACACAGGCAAGGAAGGCGCGCAGAGGAAGAAGCAGAGGAUCCAUCGCAAACCAAUGCCAGCAUUGUGUCCAAUUACUCGCGCGUCAACGCCGAUUACGCGGAGAUUGAGCCCAGCGCGCCCAAGCUGGAAAUGACCGCCCUCACGCCGUCACACACAAACCCGUGGCGGUCCAUCCGGCACAAGAGCGCGCGUCCCAAGAAGAAGGUGCUCGGGUCCCUGAGCGUGCUGCUGGACGACGACGCGCGCGACAGCCCGUGGUACUGCUUGGCGUUUGAUAAGGAGGACGCCAUGCUGUUGCUGGAGGAGAAUGCGGAUCGCCUGGAGGACGGCGCAUUUGUCGUCACGUCCUCCGGCCUCGACUUUGCGAUGCUGACGCUCCUGCACAAAGGAGCGCUGGUGAACGUGCCAAUCAAGAACGAUGAGGACGGGCUGUACAUUCAUGCCACGACGACGGCCACGCAGAGCGCGAAGAAGGACCGGCGGUGCAGGUCGUGCGCGUGCCUGUCGGACCUGAUAGACCAGCUUGCGUCUGGGAAACCGCGGUACCUUCCGUGUUUGCUGCAGCCGCGCGCCCUCGACAGGGAAGAGUACCUCGAGGUCAUGGCCGAUGUGCAAAUACAGGAGGCAACGCCCAACGUCAGCUACGACCUGGGCCAUGCCGCCACGGGCGACUACGGCGUGGGUACCACCAGCCCGCCCUACCGCAGCGCGUUUGCAGAUGCCACGGGCUACGACAACAUUGGCGUGUCGUCUCCGCCCUCAGUGUACUACGCGCAGGCGAACAACGUGUCGAUGGACACGGUCGUCGACGACCCAAACACAGACGUGUUCAUGUCGCUGAAGGGCCACCACGCGUACGAUGAGGUGAGCGGUGGUGUUGGCGCCAACACAUCCGCAGACAGCGACGACGCGCGGUUGCGGCUGGCACACGCAUCUCCCAUGCGGUCCGACACAGCGCCACCGCCGCCGCCAGGGGACGAAGGGUUCAUUCGCAUCUCCCACACGUGCUUGAAUGGCCAGGGCAAGGUCAAGGGCAUCACCUUCCAGCCCUGCCAACAGAGCGAGUGGUUCUUCGUGGGACUGAGCAACGUGCUGAACAACUAUCACGGCGACAAGGACCUCCACUACAACGAUAUUGACUUUUGCAUCUUCUGCAGGGGCUCCGGCAAGGCGACGGCGCGCGAGUGUGAGGAUGAGGUUGGCCCGUUCAUCUCGUAUCGGCCCGGCGACACGUUUUCCAUUCGCGUGCGGCAGGAGAGCAAGCACCGCAGCGUCGUGGAGUAUGUGCACAACGGGUCCGUCUUCUACACGUCCACGCGCCGGCCGUCGUAUCCGCUGUGGGUUGACCAGGCCUUCCACCCAGCAUCCCUCGGCGUCGAGAUCAUCAAGAACGUCAAGUGGACCUGACCUGAGAGAUGAAAAGAGAAACAGGAGGAGGGCUGUUGAUACGCACACGAGCACAUACGUGCAUACGCACGCACAUAUUAUGCACACACGCA